Rhagoletis zephyria (snowberry fruit fly) is the source of this 978-nucleotide messenger RNA. RefSeq names its product ATP-dependent DNA helicase PIF1-like. Gene Ontology annotation, biological process: DNA repair; telomere maintenance. NCBI's taxonomy places the organism in Eukaryota, Metazoa, Arthropoda, Insecta, Diptera, Tephritidae. The record is from RefSeq and is a predicted model, not a curated record. Gene Ontology annotation, molecular function: DNA helicase activity.
AUGGCACAUAAGAAAUCGCUCGAAGCACUUGACCGAACUCUGCGAGAUUUUCGUGGAAAAGACCAACCGAUGGGAGGCGCUCUUAUACUUCUUGCAGGUGAUUUUCGUCAAACAUUACCCGUUAUACCACGAUCAACGCCUGCAGACGUGCUGAACGCGUGCUUAAAGGCAUCGCAUCUGUGGAACUAUGUCGAAAAAAUUACGCUCACAACAAAUAUGCGAGUGCAUUUGCUGCAAGAUACGUCUGCCCAAAUAUUUUCAAAGCAACUUUUAGAUAUCGGAAACGGUGAAGUUCAUAUUGAUCGCACAACAAAUGAGAUAUCAUUUCCGUCCAACUUUUGUCAAAUGCAGCAGAGCAUUCAAGACGUCAUCGACAGAGUAUUUCCGAACUUAACGAUCAACUACCGAAAUUCGGAAUGGCUCCGCGAACGUGCAAUUUUAGCUCCGAAGAACGAUGAUGUUAGUAAAAUAAACGGUCAAAUUCAAUUGAAAAUUCCAGGAGAAGCAGUCGAAUAUAAAUCGAUUGAUACAGUAAUGGACAAAGAUCAAGCUGUUAAUUACCCAACUGAAUUUCUUAAUUCUUUGGAGCCACCUGGAAUGCCUCCUCAUUCAUUGGCGUUAAAAGUUGGAUCACCAGUGAUGCUUAUUCGGAACUUGAACGCGCCAAAACUGUGCAACGGAACCAGAGUGAUAAUAAAAAAAUUAACACCGAAUUUGAUCGAGGCAACAAUCAUCAGCGGUAAAUUCAAAGGCGAAGAUGUGCUGAUUCCACGUAUACUGAUGAUUUCCAACGAUUUACCGUUCGAAUUCAAGCGGCUUCAAUUUCCUUUGCGUCUUGCCUUUGCUAUAACUAUAAAUAAAGCACAAGGGCAAUCAUUAACUAUCGCGGGUUUGGAUUUGAAAAAUUCGUGCUUUUCACAUGGCCAAUUAUACGUCGACUGUCAAAUGGAAAAACUAAAAAUAUUGUUUAUCCCUUAG